UUUAGAUCUGCUUCUAAGUAUAGUUUUUUCUAAAUAUAAAAAGAGCAGUAAUGAACAAACUUAACAACUUGUUUAAAAGAAAAAAAAAAAACAAAAAUUCUUAAAAAGAUAAUCAAUUAAACAUGAAAUCUGUGUCAACAUUUCUAUUCUCAUUAAUAAUGCUGUUAGUUGUUACUACAGCAAAAUCUUCAGAAAGAGGACUUUUCAAAAGGGCCAUUUUUCCGCCUAUAUCACCAACUAUACCUAUACCUACUCCUACAACUUCGUUACCACCUACACCACCUACACCACCUGCACCACCUGCACCACCUGCACCACCUGCGCCACCUGCACCACCACCACCUAUACCAACUGCAUCGACCCCAACAGUUACCGUAACGAUUUUAUCUACAUCCUUUUUACCAGCUGAGACUACUCCUCCUGCUCCUCAAACUACGGAAGUGCCAUCAACAACGGUUGAGGUAAUUAAAACAGUUGCGCCGGCUUCAAUUCCAACAGAUUCAGGUUCAGAUUCAUAUUACGAAGGAAAUGGUAAUUCAUUGAUUGUGGAAGGAAUUGGAAUUAAAAUGAGUAUAGCUGCUGUAUUUUUGAAUGUGUUUUACGUACUUUUUGCAUAAUAAUUUUUUAUUAGUAUAUAAUAUACACACACACACAUAUAUAUAUUCUAUAUGUUUAAAUUAAAAAUUUUUAUUAAAAAAUUGUGAUUUUUAUUAUGAAAGAGAGAUUAAAAAAAAGUACGUAUAUAAAAAAAUUAUUCUUUCCUCAUAUUUUUUUUUUUUUUAAAAAAAAAAA
Messenger RNA from Rhizophagus irregularis DAOM 181602=DAOM 197198, 792 nucleotides. RefSeq lists its product as uncharacterized. NCBI's taxonomy places the organism in Eukaryota, Fungi, Glomeromycota, Glomeromycetes, Glomerales, Glomeraceae. The record is from RefSeq and is a predicted model, not a curated record.